AUGAAUUAUCAUCCUGAAGAAUGGUAUCCACCUGGACACGGUGAUUUCUAUCGUAGUUUUGUUGCAUGUGGUUUAGCUGAAAAAAUGAUAAAUGAUGGCAAAGAAUGGGUUUUCCUCUCCAAUAUUGAUAAUCUUGGAGCAACGGUUGAUUUCAAUAUUUUAAAUUUCUUAAUGAAUAAAGAACUACACCGUGGAGGAGAUUCCCCAGAGUUUGUAAUGGAAGUUACUGAUAAAACUCGAGCUGAUGUUAAAGGUGGUACAUUAACUAAAUAUCGUGGACACUUGCGCCUUCUUGAAUUAGCUCAGGUACCAGAGGAUCAUGUCGAUGAUUUCGCUAGUGUUCGUACUUUUAAAAUAUUUAAUACUAACAAUCUAUGGAUUGAUUUAAGAGCUCUGCAUCGAUGUGUCAAAGAGAAGACUCUUCAAAUGGAAAUUAUAGUAAAUCCAAAGACUUUGGAUUCAGGGACAAAUAUAUUACAGUUGGAAGAAGCAGCUGGAGCGGCGAUCAAAUCAUUUAACGGUGCCUUUGGUGUCAAUGUUCCACGAAGUCGUUUCCUUCCGGUGAAAACUACAUCAGAUUUAUUGCUAGUCAUGUCUAAUUUGUAUGUCCUCGAAGGCGGGACUUUAUCCGUCUCACCAUUACGCAGUUUCCCGUCUGUGCCUUUAAUAAAACUUGGUAGUCAUUUCAAAAAAGUGAAAGAUUUUCUGAUGAGAUUUGCAAGUAUACCAGAUUUACUUGAAUUGGAUCAUUUAACUGUCACAGGAGAUGUGUACUUUGGGAAAGGAAUUGUGUUGAAGGGGACAGUUAUUAUCAUCGCCAAUUACGGUAGUCUCAUCAGUAUACCCCCGGGUUCAAUAUUAGAAAAUAAAAUUGUCUCAGGAAACUUACGUAUUCUAGAUCACUAG
Molecule: messenger RNA, 906 nt
Organism: Trichobilharzia regenti
Lineage: Eukaryota; Metazoa; Platyhelminthes; Trematoda; Strigeidida; Schistosomatidae
Source: the annotation of a GenBank genome assembly